AAGGGUAAAUUAAUAUUAACUCGAUCUUGAUCAUGAAGCAAUACCGUUCGUUAUCCCACGAAGGUCACCUCUAGUAUCGAUUGUCUACAUUCUACCGUUGGACGAGCUGUCUACACCCCGGAACUGUACGCGGUCAUGUAUGCCGGCUCGGACCAUAUCAUUCCGCGAGCUGCCAAAACUCGCUCCGCCUUCCGCUGAAAUUUUCUGGCAGCGACUGGGAGAAAAGGGCUUUAUACAACCCCCUGGAAAUAUCUUUGGUAGUGCUGCACCGCAAAGUGACUUUUACUCGUCCUACUAUCUGGCAGAAAAUCAGUUCUCGCCUGGUUCUUUCGAUACCGACCAGUUACCGUCCGAUCUAUUGGCUACGAUUCUGGAAGACCGAAAGUGGAAAAAUUGUAGCGAGGACGGAACAGCCAAUGUAAAAAUUCACUUGGCGGCUUUCGAGCCGGCUGUGGUCACUAACAGAGCUAAUGGUUCCUUUUCCGGAAUGACCGUUCUACCGUUUUCCUUCGUGCCGACCAUCAAGGAGAAAGUUUACGUAAGAAAAUUGGCCUUGCCCGGACUGCGAAAUGUCUCAGGACGCUAUUAUAAAUAUGACCCGCGCUUCCGCGAUAUCUUUGGAGAAGAAACUGGUAUUAAGUCGCUGCGAUCGCGUCCGCUGAAUCGGGCUUAUUCCUUUCGUAUGUACCUGGACCGACCGAUGUCCAUACAGCUCAUGCCGGAACUGGAAAGGCUAAUGCAAAAGCGUCUUAAUGCCAAUACAACAGAGAACAGCACAAGUCCGUCCGUCUGUGGAACUUGGACCCGGACGGACUGAGUAUCAGUUUUUUCGUCUAUUUUAAUCGCUUUGUAUGGGAUGCUGUGGCUCAACUCGAUGGUCGAUUAUCAUACGCGCAAGC
This is a messenger RNA of Paramacrobiotus metropolitanus, 899 nucleotides long. RefSeq lists its product as uncharacterized. The record is from RefSeq and is a predicted model, not a curated record. NCBI's taxonomy places the organism in Eukaryota, Metazoa, Tardigrada, Eutardigrada, Parachela, Macrobiotidae. The coding region runs from base 140 to 817 and encodes 225 amino acids. The transcript has 3 exons.